This is a messenger RNA of Drosophila nasuta, 1887 nucleotides long. It is a transcript of the gene VhaAC39-1, whose product is annotated as V-type proton ATPase subunit VhaAC39-1. The transcript has 3 exons. Gene Ontology annotation, molecular function: proton-transporting ATPase activity, rotational mechanism. Lineage: Eukaryota; Metazoa; Arthropoda; Insecta; Diptera; Drosophilidae. Gene Ontology annotation, biological process: proton transmembrane transport. Bases 264 to 1316 code for a protein of 350 amino acids. Gene Ontology annotation, cellular component: proton-transporting V-type ATPase, V0 domain. The record is from RefSeq and is a predicted model, not a curated record.
GCGAAGAAGAAGAGGAGUUGCAAUCAUAUGACUUGUCGAUCGAUAGAGAAGAGAAAAAAAGGUUGCGAAGUUGCAAAAGUUACGGUUUAUUUAGCCAGCAAACAGCCGAGCCGAACGAUUGCUAAACUCCCUCAUAAGCAACAGCAGCAGCAGCAGUAGCAGAAGGAAGCAAUCAGCGAAAGCGUUUCAACGAUUCUUCGAUUUCCCCAACAUUUUCUCAUUCUCUGUGUGUGUGGUGUUGUUAGUGUGUGUGCGUCACAAUAAUGGAUAGCUCUGGAUUCAUGUUCAACGUUGACAACGGCUACUUGGAGGGCUUGUGCCGCGGCUUCAAGUGCGGCAUCCUCAAGCAGGCCGAUUACCUCAAUCUGGUGCAGUGCGAGACCUUGGAAGAUCUGAAGCUGCAUCUGCAGGGCACCGACUAUGGCAGCUUCUUGGCCAACGAACCCUCGCCGCUCUCCGUCUCCGUGAUCGACGACAAACUGCGCGAGAAGCUCGUCAUUGAGUUCCAGCACAUGCGCAAUCACGCCGUCGAACCGCUGUCCAACUUCCUGGACUUCAUCACCUAUGGCUACAUGAUCGACAACAUCAUUCUGCUCAUCACGGGCACGCUGCAUCAGCGCCCCAUCUCUGAGCUGAUCCCCAAGUGCCAUCCACUGGGCAGCUUUGAGCAGAUGGAGGCCAUCCAUGUGGCAUCCACACCGGCCGAGCUUUACAAUGCUGUCCUUGUCGAUACGCCGUUGGCGCCGUUCUUUGUCGACUGCAUUUCGGAGCAGGAUCUUGAUGAGAUGAACAUCGAGAUCAUUCGUAACACGCUCUACAAGGCAUAUCUCGAGGCGUUCUACAACUUCUGCAAGAACAUGGGCGGCUCCACAGCCGAUGUGAUGUGCGAGAUUCUCGCUUUCGAGGCCGAUCGUCGGGCCAUCAUCAUCACCAUCAACUCCUUUGGAACGGAGCUCUCCAAGGACGAUCGGGCCAAGCUGUAUCCCAACUGCGGCAAGAUGUAUCCCGAUGGCUUGGCCGCGUUGGCGCGCGCCGAUGACUACGAACAGGUGAAAACCGUGGCCGAGUAUUAUGCCGAGUAUGCGGCACUCUUCGAUGGCUCCGGCAACAAUCCCGGUGACAAGACGCUCGAGGAUAAGUUCUUCGAGCACGAGGUGAAGCUCAAUGUGUUUGCGUUCUUGCAACAGUUCCACUUUGGCGUCUUCUAUGCGUACCUCAAGCUGAAGGAGCAGGAGUGCCGCAACAUUGUCUGGAUCGCUGAGUGCGUUGCCCAGAAGCAUCGUGCCAAGAUCGAUAACUAUAUCCCUAUAUUCUAAGCUCCCAAUUGAGUGGGACAACAGACAUCGUGUUCUUGUUGUUGUUUUUUUUAAACGCAAUCAAUUUCUAUUUUGAAUCGUGUCGUUAAUAAUUAAUUAACUAUUUUUUUUUUGUGUCUCUUGUUUCGCCUCUUGUUAUGCAAUUUGUUUAUAUAUUAUAAUAUGAUACUACAACUACAUAUAACACAACUACUGUAAUGUAAUCUGUAUACUGUACGUUUAUCUUUCUUUUUGAGUAUUAUUCCAUAUUACCAUUAACAUUAAUGAUGUUGUUGUCGUCGUCGUUUGUUGUAGAGAAAGAAGCGAAACACACGCAACACGUUCACGUUUGUACAGAGUUGAAAGUGUUUUUUGUUUUCAUUAAUUUUUAAACUGUAACUUUAUCUUUAACUGGGGCUAUAGAUUCCAGAUUCCAAGUCCCAUUCCCACAAAUCGAAUGCGAAUUCGAUUUUACACUUAAUUAAUAACGAAAAUGCAUAUAAAUUGUAAAUUCUUGCAGCUGCGCAUCAAAUAUAAAUAGAAAAAUAUAUAUACAUAUAUCAUAUUAUCAAAAUAAAGCCAAUCCCGUUAA